Messenger RNA from Saccostrea echinata, 816 nucleotides. Its product is annotated as putative nuclease HARBI1. The transcript has a single exon. The record is from RefSeq and is a predicted model, not a curated record. Lineage: Eukaryota; Metazoa; Mollusca; Bivalvia; Ostreida; Ostreidae. Bases 1 to 816 code for a protein of 271 amino acids.
AUGGCGUCUAAAAGGCACAAACAUGCCUGUGCUUGCAUGAUUAUUAAUUCUGCAUUUUUAGAAAAUGAUAGCAACUUAGAAGAUCAUGAAGUUGGUCUAUUGUCUCAACUCCAAAUGCAUACUUCAAUGUGUUCUGCACUUAUGACCCUGAUUCCUCAGCGUCGGAUCAAAAUUCCUCGAGCGCUUAACUAUGUUGAGGAGAUCAUUUCAAAGUAUACUGAGGAAGAUUUUAGACGAAGGUUUCGAAUGAGCCCGGGAACAUUUUCAUCUCUUUUAACAAUUUUCUUAGAAUUUAAAGAGAAAACAAUUAUACCAAUGGAAAAACAGUUAUUAAUUUUCAUACGCUAUUUGACAACACAAAUGACAAUCCAAGCUAUUGCUGACCAAUUCGGAGUAUGUGAAUAUACAGUCUUUGAUAUUGUAAAGCGCCUCGCAAACAUUGUUUGCCGUGAACUUCUGCAGCAAUGCAUAAAAUGGCCAGAUGGUGAAAAAGUUUCCAAUAUUGUUAAAGGGUUUGAAGAUUUAAAAAAUUUCCCUGCUGUAAUUGGUGCCAUUGACGGUAGUCACAUACCUAUAAAAACUCCAAAUCAUUGUCCAGAAAACUACAUUAAUCGAAAGUCAUUUCCGUCUGUCAUUCUUCAGGCCGUGUGCGAUUCAAAAAUGCAUUUAUUAGAUGUUAACUGUGGUUGGCCGGGAUCUGUGCAUGACUCCCGAGUUUUUGAAAAUUCAGAAUUGUACCAAAGGAUUCAGAAAGACCCAGAGGGGAUGUUUCCCAACAAUACACACCUUUUGGGGGACUCUGCUUAUGGGCUUUAA